AUGAAACCAUCAGUUCUGCAGUACCUGAAGUUUUUCAUUUUAUUUGCCUUUGGUGUAGUCACCACCUCCCACACAACUGAGCAAGAUGUGCUCGCAACCCUCAAUAAACUACCCCUCGAUGGCCAUUUCAGCUUCCAUGACGUGUCUACUGCUGCCUGGGACUUUGGCAAUCUCUCUAGUUUCAUGCCAGCUGCUGUGCUUCAUCCAGGCUCAGUAGAUGACAUUGCCACUACGGUCAGGCAUGUCUUCUUGGGGGGAGAGCACUCCAUGCUCACCGUGGCGGCCCGUGGGCAUGGACACUCACUCCGAGGGCAGUGCCAGGCAGCUGGAGGGAUUGUCAUUAAAAUGGAGUCCCUCCCUAAUGCCAAGAUGCAGGUGCAGUCUGGUGCAUCGCCCUAUGUUGAUGCCUCAGGAGGAGAACUCUGGAUAAAUGUCCUGAAUGAGACAUUGAAGUACGGUCUGGCACCAAAGUCAUGGACUGAUUACCUCCACCUCACAAUUGGAGGCACGUUGUCGAAUGCAGGGAUCAGUGGGCAGACGUUCCGACAUGGCCCACAAAUCAGCAAUGUAAACGAGCUGGAGAUUGUGACAGGAAAAGGAGACAUCGUCACUUGCUCACCAGAGCGGAACUCUGAUCUCUUCCAUGCUGCUCUUGGUGGCCUAGGUCAGUUCGGUAUCAUCACUAGGGCCAGGAUUGUGCUCGAGCCUGCUCCAAAAAUGGUGAGGUGGAUUAGAGUUAUCUACUCAGACUUCACAAGCUUUGCAGAGGAUCAGGAGAUGCUUAUUUCAGCAGAGAAGACCUUUGAUUACAUAGAGGGCUUCGUCAGCAUCAACAGGACAGGCAUCCUGAACAACUGGAGAUCAUCAUUUAGCCCACAGGAUCCAGUGUGGGCAAGCCAGUUCGAAUCAGAUAGAAGGGUGCUCUUCUGCCUCGAGAUGACCAAGAACUACAACCCUGAGGAGGCAGACAACAUGGAACAGGAGGUCAAUAACCUACUGUAUCAACUUAGAUAUAUGCCUCCAUCCCUAUUCCACACAGAUGUCACCUACAUCGAGUUCCUGGAUAGAGUGCGCUCCUCUGAGGUUAAACUGAGAGUUAAGGGGAUGUGGGAGGUCCCACACCCAUGGCUAAAUCUCAUGGUUCCAAAGAGUUCGAUCCACACAUUCGCAAGGGAGGUCUUUGGGAAAAUACUGAAAGACAGCAACAGUGGUCCCAUAUUGCUCUACCCAGUAAACAAAUUCAGAUGGGACAAUAGAACGUCAGUAGUCAUACCAGAUGAGGAAGUUUUCUACCUAGUGGGAUUCCUAUCCUCAGUGCCAUCUUCAUCAGGUCCUCACGGCGUCGAACAUGCACUGAACCUUAAUAACCAGAUAAUAGAAUUCUCUGGCAAGGCAGAGGCGCCUAUUACUGAAUAUGAGCGUUCAAGGAAUGAAGAAAUAAUGAAAAACAACCGAGAGCUGGAGAGGCUUGGUAUCAAGACAUUAGUGCCCAUAGUGAACAAUACAUCUGUGGAGAGAAAGGGUGAAGACCAUGAAGUUUCUGGAUCGUUGUAUACAAGUCAGGAGAGUGGUCAGGAGAGUGAGGACUGUGAAGAUGAGGAGGCCAUGCAGAGGAGCAUUUUGUCAAAAAAUACCAUCAGGAAUACUGUCAGAACAAGAGGCUCAAAGAGAGUCUCCAUGCCACCUGUUGGACAAGAGCAAACCACUAGAAUGACUAGGCAGAGGAUGAGGGAACUAUCAACUGAGGAAGACCCUAAAGACAAGGAAGUUGAAGCUGCAUGCUUUGAUUUGCUCAAGACUAGGCAACGACAAUUAAGGCACAAGCUGAAGAGGGCUUACUUUGAUGGAGUACCUACAAAUGAAGUGAGAACAACAUCUCCGGUGAGGAGUAUGACUGAUGAACAAUGGAUUGCACUCGUGGAGCUAUGGUCAAGCCCUAAGCAUAAGGAAAGGUGUGUCAAAAACAUUGAGAAUCGUGGAAAAGUUCGGUUCGCUCAAAGGACAGGAUCUAGAUGCUUCAUUGCGCACGCCCAUGUCCUGAAACAAAACAAAUAUAAAGAUGUGCCGCCCACUGCAAUCGAUCUUUUCAAGGAAUUACACUGCAGCAGCAAGACUGGUUUUUGUGAGCCCGUGAAGGAAAAUAAUGACCAAAUGGAUACCAUGAUGGCUCAGCCUACACCAGAAGGGGAACAACCAAAGACUCCUACUGAAGUUGUUGCUCAUGUUUUGCCAUCAAGUAAAUUUCUUCGAAAUGUUGGCCUUGAGACAACAGUCCCCAAGAGAAGCGCUACUGCUGCUGCAGUGUACAAGGGUUGGAGGCUAAAGUUGCGGCAGAGAAACAAGGAUGAGUUGGAAGUGUUGAAGAAGAAGGUUGAGGAAUCAGAGGAAGCAAGGGAGAAACAGGCAGAACAAAUUGAAAAUUUGAAGAAACAAGGAGAGGAAACGAAUGCUCUUCUUCGUCGGUUGUUCACCUUGAACAAGGACUAG
Miscanthus lutarioriparius is the source of this 2487-nucleotide messenger RNA. The record is from the annotation of a GenBank genome assembly. NCBI's taxonomy places the organism in Eukaryota, Viridiplantae, Streptophyta, Magnoliopsida, Poales, Poaceae.